Solanum tuberosum (potato) is the source of this 1225-nucleotide messenger RNA. Its product is annotated as probable serine/threonine-protein kinase WNK11. Gene Ontology annotation, biological process: protein phosphorylation. The record is from RefSeq and is a predicted model, not a curated record. NCBI's taxonomy places the organism in Eukaryota, Viridiplantae, Streptophyta, Magnoliopsida, Solanales, Solanaceae. The transcript has 3 exons. Gene Ontology annotation, molecular function: protein kinase activity; ATP binding. Bases 88 to 972 code for a protein of 294 amino acids.
GCUUAAUCUUAUUGUUCUUUACCUCUUCUUUCUCCCUUUUUGCCUGCCAUAGCUAAAAUCACUUCCUUCAAUUUUCUUUAACUAAGUAUGCCUACUGCAAAUCCUGAUGCAACUGAUCAAGAAAAUGAAUUAUUUGCUGAGGUUGAUCCAUCUGGGAGGUUUGGACGAUACGAGGAGCUGCUUGGCCAUGGUGCAGUGAAGAUGGUGUAUAGGGCAUUUGAUCUUGAGGAAGGCAGAGAAGUAGCGUGGAAUCAGAUUAGAUUGAACAAAUUCAGUGGCAGUCCUUUCAUCAUCAGUAAGAUCCAUUCUGAAAUUGAGUUGCUGAAGAAUUUGAAGAAUGACAACAUCAUUGUCAUGUACCAUUUCUGGAAAGACACUGACCAUAACAUUCUGAAUUUCAUAACCGAGGCAUGUGCCUCUGGUAAUUUGAGGGAAUACAGGAAAAAGCAUCGUCAUGUUUCAAUCAAGGCCUUAAAGAAGUGGUCAAGACAGAUAUUACAGGGCUUGGAUUUUCUCCAUACUCACGAUCCUUGUGUUAUUCAUAGAGACCUCAAUUGCAGUAACAUCUUUAUCAAUGGAAAUGUUGGAAAGGUAAAGAUCGGUGAUCUUGGUUUGGCAACAAUCGUGGGGAAGAGCCAUGCAGCACAUUCUGUACUAGGGACGCCAGAGUAUAUGGCACCAGAGCUUUAUGAAGAGAACUACACAGAGUUGGUAGAUGUAUACUCGUUUGGGAUGUGUUUGAUUGAAAUGGCUACUCUGGAGAUACCUUACAGUGAAUGUGACAGUUUAGCCAAACUAUACAAGAUAGUAACUUCUGGGAAAAAGCCUCAAGCUUUUAACAGGGUGAGCGAUCCCGAGUUAAAGGCCUUCAUUGAAAGAUGCGUUGGGCGGCCAAGAGCAAGACCCUCUGCAGCUGAAUUGUUGAAGGAUCCUUUCCUUUCUGAUUAUGAUGAGAAUGAUCUUGAUAGUUGAUGCAUUAUGUUCAAAUUCUGCUAUUCUAUCAUAGUUGCAAGGGUUCUUGACCGCUGUUUACGGUUGGUUUCAUCAUGGGGCAGUUCAUUUCAAGCUAGCAGAGCUCAACGCUGUCUUAGUCUGUUGAGUACUGUUCUUUGUAGCUCGAGAUAACCUGCCUUCGUCUAACUCGACAAGUGUGACAGAGUGUAAUAUAGUAAUCCAAUUGAGGUGUAAAGUCUGAACUUUAUCAAGUUGAAUAUGUUUGAUAUGA